AUGUCGCCGUCUCAUUUUUCCACCCCAAGUCUGCCUGACCUCCCCGCCGAAUUGGUGCUCGGCAUCGCUCGCCUGCUGGAUCCUGUUGGCCUGGUCUCUCUCAACCAGACGAACACCCAGUUUCGCCGCCUCAUCACCAUCGGGAAGCGGCAGCUGGUAGAGCGGCUCCUGCAGCUGGAGUGCACCGAAGAGCACGGCGGCGGCACGCCCACUCUACGGGUCCGUGAUCAGAUCCUUGACCCAGCCUUCUCCGAGGAGGAGUGGGGAAAGUUUCGCUGGGCCUGUUCGAGCUGCCUGCUCCUUCGCUCACACGUCCACUUCGACAACCGCUCCAUCCUGCGGCUCCAGAACCGCAAGCCCAUUGCUGGCUCGCCCGCCGCAGAGCCCAUCUCGACCUGGGAGCCAUCGCUUCGCGGCAAGGUAUGGGGCAGCAAGGCGUGGGAGCCCAUCUCGUACGAGGAGCGCAUCGUCCGCCUUCGGUACCGCCUCGCCAUCCAUCCAUACGAGACGUACUAUCCACCCUUCCUCCACCGCUGGACCGUGGAGGAGUUGCGCGCAGUCGGGAUGCAGGGCUUUGAUCACGUCGACGACAACCAGUACCAACACAUGUGUUCAGUCGUCAAGCACGCUAUAUUUGACCGCAACCUCUUGGACAUCGAGCUUGUCACCUGCGGCUCGAAGCGCCACAACCGCAUGUGUAACGAGUGCCGAUAUGAAUCAGGGCAGCUCAGGGUGCAGCUGGGUGACAAGCGCGGCACCCUGGCAUUCCCAAUCAUGACCAGCAGAAAGGUGCACUUCGCCUCUGCACACGAUCGCUUCUUCCCCGGCCUCCCAAAUUUCCUGGGAGUCCCAGAGCCUGAGCUGUACCUCCCCAUCGGCGAGAUUGGUCAGAUUGGCGACACCUUCGUCAUGGGUCCGGUGGGCCUCUACUCGCGACCCUGGACCAUGUACAUGGCGCGAUGCUCGGGCUGCGAGAGCUGGCAGGAGAUACGAGCCUUUCGCCUUGGAGGCUAUGAGGCUUGGUGGAACCCCAAGCUUGAUGCCCAGUUGUGGAAUGACGAGGAAUUUUCCAUUGAGGACCUGCACGAGAUUAUCUGCAACGGCUGUUACGCGCGCAAGUAUGGCAAAUUGGCCUUGGGAACGCUCCUUGGCGAAUUCCUGGGGUGGGUGGUCUGCGAAAACGCCCGACGAUACCUGGAGGCCCAGCUUUGCUGGGGAUGGUUCGCCCUCGAGAAACUCGUACCGAAACUCCCCUCAGAGUACCGGAAGCAAGUGAGGUCCAUCCUGAAGAACGUCAAAAGUCGAAAGAUUAGGUCGUGGGGCGGUGUCGAUUUCUCGUACAUGGAUAUCGCAACCCUCAAACAUCGCCACAUGGAGUUUGUCAAUGUGUGCAGGGAGGGGCUUGCCACUUCGCACAACAAGGCCAUCCGUGAUCUUUUCCGCGAGUUUUGGUUCAACACCUGGUUCUACGCUUACGAUAGGCUGGAGGCGGAGUGGUUUUGGAUGACUGCGUAUACUGCGAAGGCACGCGAAAAUCCCGAAGCGUUGGCCGAUUGGGCUCUUGGUCGAGACCCGGCUGCCUUCACUUGA
This is a messenger RNA of Clonostachys rhizophaga, 1590 nucleotides long. The record is from the annotation of a GenBank genome assembly. NCBI's taxonomy places the organism in Eukaryota, Fungi, Ascomycota, Sordariomycetes, Hypocreales, Bionectriaceae.